Messenger RNA from Ostrea edulis (European flat oyster), 1197 nucleotides. RefSeq lists its product as uncharacterized. The transcript has a single exon. The coding region runs from base 1 to 1197 and encodes 398 amino acids. Lineage: Eukaryota; Metazoa; Mollusca; Bivalvia; Ostreida; Ostreidae. The record is from RefSeq and is a predicted model, not a curated record.
AUGGUUCAAAGUAGAAGCGACAUCCGGGUACAAAGAAUAUUUGCAAGGAAAACAGUUCACCUUAAAAUCAUAGCGUUGUGCGCUCUCUGCAUGCUUAUCUAUAUGCACCUUUACUCUAAGGUCAGUCUACAAGCCCUAGCCAACCGCGACCUGAUAGAGGGGGCGCUUAAUGACUUUCGGUCAUGGAAAGAGAAUCUGCUAGAUUGGUGGGCUUAUACCAGCAAAUGGUUAAUAAAUGAUGAGGAAUUUAUGGAUAAUGAGAGAAAUAUAAUCCAGAAUUACUCCAGUACUCUUGUACCCAGAUCUGCACUUUAUGUGGAAUCUAAUUUUUCCAACAUUCCCAAGUAUGUAGAAAACCUAGCACUGGAACUGUUGAAUGCAAAUAAAACUUUACUGACGUUGUUUACAACGUGGAAAGUAUCCACCGAAAAAUACACGUGUCAUAACAAUACAGUGAAAAACUGGAAUCUUUUGAAACCAUUUGUCCAACCGAUCAUGUUCACUAACGAGGCUGAUUUAUCUGGCAGGGUAGCAAGUAUGGGAUGGAAAGUUUUACCCAUCUCUAAGACACGAAAAGGAGUACCAGUUCUCAAACAUAUGUAUUUAGAUACUAUCAGUGUUUACAAUUCUACUUUUUAUGCCUACGCAAAUGGAGAUAUUCUUUUUACUGAUACUCUUCUUAUAACGCUGAUGGCAAUACUGAAUUCUAGUGUAAACAAAUCACACCCAUUGAUGAUUAUCGGCAGGCGAACAAACGUGGACAAUGUGACGUCAACUGACGCUGAGAACCAAUCAACAUUAAUUGAAACAACGGACGCUAGAGGAUCUUUGUUUACCGCGUGGGGUGAGGACUAUUUCAUAACAAUGAAAAACUUUCCUUGGAAAGAUAUUCCAGAAGUUAUUGUUGGUAGACGAGCAUACGACAAUUGGCUCGUACUGGACGCUAGAAAGCGUGGGAAUGUGAUUGACGCUACCGAGACGCUCUUGGCUGUUCAUCAGACAACAAUUCAGGGAAAUUACGAGGGACUCAAACAUCAGGAUAAAGACUAUAACCAUAACCUCCUAGUCAAAAUGUACAGACAUCUUCAUUACGCGGCAGGAAAAACAUCAUGUGCUGAGUUCAUUACACGCUACAACGUUACCGAUGUUCCCAAUAUUCAGAGAAGAAAAAUUGAUCAGGAAUGUUUUCCAUUAUAA